UGUUUCCGGUUUUUUCUCAUUGUAAUGAGAGAUCUCUUAUAACCCUGUGGUACCAUGCAAUGUAACGAACUAGUCGUUUUCUGUGAUUGUGCUUAUUACCUUGUGACCCAGCAGGAUUGUAGGAACUCAGUCUCGAGUCAGCUCAUUGGGUUUGCAUGUUCGAGUAGAGUAGAUUACUUUGGUUCUGUUGCUGAAAGCUGAAGUGACGAUCUUAAUAUACAUCACAUACAGAUCCCCACUAUGCUGUAUUUCACUGUGACUGUUGCAACAUGAGUCGUCGAAGCAGUACUUCAUUCUACCAGAGCACUCCAGUGGUGGCGAUCUGCCUUGCAGCUUUACUCCUCAGCAACAUCUUCAUCUACCUGUAUUUGGACUCUUUGUACCAGUCAGAUGGACAACCAGUCAUCGCCCAUACCGGUUGUAUGGCUCAACACUUUAAAAUGCCGACAAUGAAGAACUGCACUCCUUGGCUUCAAUGUCCUCUUCUAGAAGCGGAAGUUCGCAAACUGAAGCUCAUCGGCCAGGGCGCAGUGAAGAAGGUCUACUUAGCAGAAUGGAAAGGACAAAAGGUGGCUGUGUCCAAACUGUCGUCUCUGGAUUACUCUCAGGAUUUUCUCCACGGAUUGUCAAUGUUACAGGCAUUGCAGGGUCCCCUGGUGGUACAGUUGGUCGGGUUUUGCCUUGAAGACCAUACCUUGGUCACAGAGUAUCAUCCACUGGGCUCACUUCUCAAUUUGAACACAGUUCUGGCACAGGAGCAGCAAAAACAUCGCAACACUUGGCAUACACGGCUGUUGUUGGCGAUAGACUAUGUCUCUAUCCUCCAUUACCUCCACAACAGCCCCGCUGGUCGGAGGGUGAUGUGCGAUUCCAACAGCCUGGAGAAAACUCUCUCCCAGUUUCUGCUCACAAAUGACUUUCACAUGGUGGUGAAUGACUUGGAUGCAUUGCCUGAGGUGGACUUAUCCAGGGGCUUGCUGGUGAAAUGCGGCCACCGGGAGCUCAGCGGUGACUUUGUGGCGCCGGAGCAGCUGUGGCCAUUCAAUAACAUUGGGGAGCCUUUUUCUGACGAUCUUAUGCAUGAGUAUAAUGAACGGACAGAUAUCUGGAAGAUCCCAGAUGUGGUACGGUUCCUGAUAGGAACUGUGGCUGGAGGAGAUUUGAUCCACUUCCAUCUUUUUCAAAUUCAUAAGGAGUGUAAGGCAGAAGACCCUAAACUCCGCCCAUCAGCCCUCGACGUGUUGAUGGUUUACAAGGCAGUUUACAGGAACAUGGCCCAAGACAACGCUGGAUUCAGAGAAAUGCUUUAAUCUCAUUUUAAAAGGAGGCCUACACGAAUUAACAACCUAUCAUGCAAUAUUAGACUUAACGGUUACACUAUUAAGUCCAUUGUACAGGGUCAGGCAAAAUGAUCUGACACAUUUGUAGGUUAAAUAAAAGGCAAA
Molecule: messenger RNA, 1445 nt
Organism: Hippocampus comes (tiger tail seahorse)
Lineage: Eukaryota; Metazoa; Chordata; Actinopteri; Syngnathiformes; Syngnathidae
Gene: pomk
Product: protein O-mannose kinase
Exons: 4
Coding region: 270-1310 (346 amino acids)
Biological process (GO): protein phosphorylation; carbohydrate phosphorylation; protein O-linked glycosylation
Cellular component (GO): endoplasmic reticulum membrane
Molecular function (GO): protein kinase activity; carbohydrate kinase activity; ATP binding
Source: RefSeq, a predicted model, not a curated record